UAGGAUAUUGUUACUUACCUUACUCUGUUCAUAUUUUAAUAUACUUACUGUUUUUAAUUUUAAUAAGCUUAUUCACAUUGUUUAUAUUUUUUUGUCUAAAUAUUAUGUAAUUUCCACAAUUCUCUAUCUUUUUGUAUCUUGCCCAAUCUAGUCAUGAAGAAGACCUGCAAAUUCGGGUCGAAACGUUGGUGUUUAAUAAAAUAGUUAUACCACUAUGUCACGCUAAGAAAAUAAAGAGGGGAUUUGUUAUGGCACAUUGUAAUGUAUUUGGAAGUGGUGGGGUGGGGCUAAUUACUCACAAUCCUCCUGACCAUCCUCUCUGUGGUUUUAAACACUUCUGCAGCAUAUGUGGUGACAGGUGCAAAGGGAAGCAUUUUGGAGUUCACUGCUGUCUAGCUUGUAAUAGUUUUUUCAGGAGAACAAUAGGUAGAGAUUUAUCUUUUACUUGUGAAAAUAAAAAUUGUAUGAUAGAUCUAGAUCAAAGGAAUAAAUGCCAAUAUUGCAGAUAUCAAAGAUGUUUGGCAAUGGGCAUGAAGAGGGAAGCAGUUAAGAAUGAAAGACAGCGACUGAAAGAGAGUUAUCAAAAUGAGCUUCAAUUAUGGCAACUGAAAGAGAUAUUUCAAAAUAAGCUUGAAAGACGGCAACUGAAAGAGAGAGAUCAAAAUGAGCUUGAAAGACGGCAACUGAAAGAGAGAGAUCAAAAUGAGCUUGAAAGACGGCAAAUGCAAGAGAGAUAUCAAAAUGAGCUUGAAAGACGGCAAAUGCAAGAGAGAUAUCAAAAUGAGCUUGAAAGACGGCAAAUGCAAGAGAGAUAUCAAAAUGAGCUUGAAAGACGGAAAAUGCAAGAGAGAUAUCAAAAUGAGCUUGAAAGACGGCAAAUGCAAGAGAGAUAUCAAAAUGAGCUUGAAAGACGGAAAAUGCAAGAGAGAUAUCAAAAUGAGCUUGAAAGACGGCAAAUGCAAGUGAGAUAUCAAAAUGAGCUUGAAAGACAGCAAAUGCAAGAGAGAUAUCAAAAUGAGCUUGAAAGACAGCAAAUGAAAGAUAGAACUCAAAAUGAGCUUGAAAGUAUUAGUAGCUUUCACUCAGGUAUGCCAAUUGAAAUGAUUUUAGAAGCAGAAAGAAGAAUUGAUAUCAGAGUGGAGCGUAUAGAAAAUUAUGAGAAUGCAAAUACACUUUUUGAAGAAAUUCAAAAACAACUGGUUCACCUUAUUGAAUGGGCUCAACAAAUACCGCAUUUUACGUCUUUACCAAUCGAAGAUCAAUUACUCCUUCUCAGAAAGGGUUGGAAUGAGCUACUGUUAGCAGGAUUUUCUCAUCGCUCUGUCCGUUAUAGGGAGGAGAUAGUUUUACGUUCUGGAGUAACAAUUAAUCGAAAUACCGCUGAACAUGUUGGUUUUGACACAAUAAUCUUCGACAGAGUUGUUACUGAAGUAGUUCCAAAAAUGAGAGAAAUUAAGAUAGAUAAAGCAGCACUUGGUUGCCUGAGAGCUAUAAUAUUAUAUAAUCCAGAUUAA
Messenger RNA from Nezara viridula (southern green stink bug), 1514 nucleotides. NCBI's taxonomy places the organism in Eukaryota, Metazoa, Arthropoda, Insecta, Hemiptera, Pentatomidae. The record is from the annotation of a GenBank genome assembly.